AUGUUCGGUUGUGGCAACUAUCCAGCAUUCCCGGCCAUCCUUCGAUCGAUCGAAAUCGAGUGUGUGGCUAACGUUGCCCGACUGCGUCACCACCCUUCUAUUGUCAUAUACGCUGGCAACAACGAAGACUACCAGGUGCAAGAGUCAUUCGGCCUAACAUACAAAUAUGAAGACAAAGAUCCAGAGAGCUGGCUCAAGACCGAUUUCCCUGCGAGAUAUAUAUAUGAGAAGCUCCUGCCCGACGUUGUUGCUGCCGAAAGUCCGCAUGUACCAUACCACCCUGGUAGUCCCUGGGGAGAUGGUUUGCGUACCUCAAACAACACGGUCGGUGACAUGCACCAAUGGAACGUAUGGCACGGUACCCAAGAAAAAUACCAAAUUUUCGACACGCUCGGCGGACGGUUCAACAGCGAAUUUGGCAUGGAAGCAUUUCCUCAUAUUGAUACUAUCAAGUACUAUUGCACGGACCCGAAGCAACUCUAUCCUCAGUCGCAUAUGCUGGAUUUCCACAACAAAGCCGAUGGCCACGAACGAAGGAUUGCAACGUACUUGGUGGAGAAUUUCAGAACACAGACUGAUUUAGAAUCAUUUAUCCAUCUGACGCAACUAUCCCAAGCCGAGGCCUUGAUGUUCGGAUACCGUGGUUGGCGAAAGCAGUGGGGUCAGCAGCGCUACUGCGGCGGUGCAUUGGUCUGGCAGCUGAAUGACUGCUGGCCUGUUACAUCAUGGUCGAUUAUCGAUUACUUCCAGCGAAAGAAGCCUGCAUACUACGCCAUGAGACGGGCCUUGGCACCGGUUGCAGUGGCCGUCAAGCGGGCACACUUUGACUGGAGCGUGGUUCAUGCUCGCGUACCGAAGACCAGCGAUUACGAGGUGUGGGUGGCGAGCAAUCAGCCAGCUGAACUAACUGCAACUGUUGAGCUUCGCUUCGUGUCGAUUGCGACAGGCAAGGAAAUUAAGGAAAAGUUGGUCAAGCAGGACAUCAAGCUGGUGGCGAACGGGACCACCGACGUGCUAUCCGGGUCCAUCGACAACGUGACGGAAGAGCCUCAUGUUCUGGCCGCCAGGAUCUGGGUCAACGGCGACAUCGUAUCGCGCGACGUCGACUGGCCGCAGCCGCUCAAGUACCUCGACUUGGAAGACCGGGGCGUUGAAGUCAGGCCUCAGGGCGACACGAUCCUGGUCAAAGCAUCGAAGCCCACAAAGGGACUAGUGUUCGAAGAGAGGGCAGGUGUGUUGGUGCAUGACAGUGCCGUCGAUGUGGUGCCGGGAGACGAACAGAUGAUCAAGGUGAGGGGGCUUGCGAAGGGCGACAGGCAUCUGAAGUGGACAUAUCUGGGUCGCACUUGA
This is a messenger RNA of Didymosphaeria variabile, 1350 nucleotides long. RefSeq lists its product as uncharacterized. The coding region runs from base 1 to 1350 and encodes 449 amino acids. The transcript has 4 exons. Gene Ontology annotation, molecular function: beta-mannosidase activity. The record is from RefSeq and is a predicted model, not a curated record. Gene Ontology annotation, biological process: glycoprotein catabolic process. Lineage: Eukaryota; Fungi; Ascomycota; Dothideomycetes; Pleosporales; Didymosphaeriaceae.